UCUUCUCUUCUUUCUCUCAUCCAAUUCUAAAAGAUCAAUACAAAUUUUGGACAUAAUGAGUAAUUUUGAGAUCUGGGUAUUGACAAUGUGCUUGAUAUUUCAAUCUGGAUGUGGAUUUUAUCUGCCUGGAAGUUACCCUCAUAAAUAUGUUGUAGGGGACCCUUUAUAUGUCAAAGUGAAUUCCUUAACUUCAAUUGACACUGAAAUGCCCUUUAGCUAUUACAGUUUACCCUUCUGCAAACCCCAAGAGGGUGUUAAGGACAGUGCAGAGAAUCUCGGUGAGCUUCUAAUGGGAGAUCGAAUCGAGAACUCGCCGUAUAAGUUUAAAAUGUACACCAACGAGACCGACAUCUUCUUAUGUCAAUCGAACAAGUUAUCGCCCGACUAUUUCAAGCUGUUGACGAAGAGAAUUGAUGAGAUGUAUCAGGUUAACUUGAUUCUGGAUAAUUUGCCUGCAAUAAGGUAUACUAAGAAAGAGGCGUUUACUUUGAGGUGGACAGGGUAUCCUGUUGGGGUUAAGGUUCAGAAUGUGUAUUAUUUGUUUAAUCAUUUGAAGUUUAAUGUGCUUAUACAUAAGUACGAGGAGACGAAUAUGGCUCGUGUGAUGGGGACCGGGGAUGCGGUUGAGGUUAUGCCUACUGACCCCAAGGGUGGAUCAGAUGUGCCUGGUUAUAUGGUUGUCGGGUUCGAGGUGGUUCCGUGCAGUGUCAUCCAUGAUGCUAAUGUGGUUCAGAAGUUGAAAAUGUAUGAAAAAUAUCCAUCUCCGAUCAAAUGUGACUCGACUGCGGUGUCGAUGCCGCUCAAGGAAGGUGAGCCAGUUGUGUUCACCUAUGAGGUUGCUUUUGAGGAGAGUGAUAUCAAGUGGCCAUCUAGGUGGGAUGCAUAUUUGAAGAUGGAGGGAUCCAAAGUCCAUUGGUUUUCGAUCUUGAACUCUCUUAUGGUGAUCACUUUCCUUGCUGGUAUAGUCCUCGUGAUCUUCUUAAGGACGGUGAGGCGGGAUCUGACACGGUACGAGGAGCUAGACAAGGAGUCCCAAGUUCAGAUGAAUGAGGAGUUAUCAGGGUGGAAGCUAGUUGUUGGGGAUGUUUUCCGUUCUCCAUCCAAUCCUGCUCUUUUGUGUAUUAUGGUAGGUGAUGGAAUUCAGAUCCUUGGUAUGGCAAUUGUGACGAUAUUGUUCGCUGCUCUCGGAUUUAUGUCUCCGGCGUCCCGUGGAACUCUUAUUACAGGUAUGCUAUUUUUCUAUCUAAUACUCGGUAUUGCAGCCGGCUAUGUUGCGGUUUGUCUUUGGAGAACGAUCGGCUGCGGUGAUCACAAGGGAUGGAUUUCUGUCGCUUGGAAAGCUGCCUGUUUCUUCCCUGGUAUUGCAUUUUCAAUUCUAACCGUUUUGAACUUCCUGCUGUGGGGAAGCCACAGCACAGGAGCCAUUCCAUUUGCUGUCUUCGUCAUCCUGCUUCUCCUCUGGUUCUGUAUCUCGGUUCCACUGAUCUUAGUCGGUGGUUACUUCGGGGCCAAGGCACAACAUAUCGAAUACCCCGUCCGAACCAACCAGAUCCCUCGGGAAAUCCCGGCACAAAAAUAUCCAUCCUGGCUGUUGGUUCUUGGUGCCGGGACACUUCCCUUUGGUACACUUUUCAUUGAGCUCUUCUUCAUUAUGUCUAGCAUAUGGAUGGGAAGAGUGUACUAUGUCUUCGGGUUCCUAUUUAUCGUUUUGAUUCUACUCGUCGUGGUUUGCGCCGAGGUGUCAUUGGUGUUAACGUACAUGCAUCUGUGCGUGGAGGACUGGAAAUGGUGGUGGAAAUCGUUUUUCGCUUCAGGUUCAGUUGCCAUCUACAUCUUCUUGUACUCCAUAAACUAUCUCAUAUUCGAUCUCAAGAGUUUGAGUGGACCUGUGUCUGCCACUCUGUACAUGGGGUAUUCUCUCUUCAUGGUUCUCGCCGUCAUGCUAGCGACGGGCACUGUCGGAUUCCUUUCGUCUUUCUGGUUCGUGCAUUAUUUGUUUUCGUCGGUAAAACUGGAUUGAUGACAAUGAAAAUUGGC
This is a messenger RNA of Hibiscus syriacus, 2037 nucleotides long. RefSeq names its product transmembrane 9 superfamily member 11-like. The record is from RefSeq and is a predicted model, not a curated record. Gene Ontology annotation, cellular component: membrane. The transcript has 2 exons. The coding region runs from base 56 to 2020 and encodes 654 amino acids. Gene Ontology annotation, biological process: protein localization to membrane. Lineage: Eukaryota; Viridiplantae; Streptophyta; Magnoliopsida; Malvales; Malvaceae.